AUGGCAACAUCGGACUCCGACCUCUCGUCGCUAUCAUCGGCGCCUCCUACGGAUGAUGAGACCGCCAUUGCCCUCGACGAGCCUGUCGGUAUCGCGAAAUACUUCAGGAAGGAGUCCGAGACUCCGCCGCCAAAACGAGAGCCAUCGCCGCCGCAUGAUUACAUCUUGGCAGAUAAUCCUACCAUUGCGUUUAUCGUCACGUUCCGCGCGCGUUUUCACGAGGCCUUUCCGCGAAGCCUUCCACACUUUGGUCCACAGGACAUUGAGAAGGGAGUUGAAGGUCUGGUACCUGGCGAAUGGAUUGAGCGGCUUCUGUGCGCCUUACUGGGACUUGUUCUGAACCGGAAAAAGGACGUUGAACGAAACCACUACACGAGGCCUUUAGAGGAGGCCAUACACACACAUCAGUCGCAAUGGCCCAAGACCUGGGAAAGGAAGAAUCCACUUCACGGUGGCCGCUCCUUUGCGACAAUGUCGCCUGAAGAACGGCUCGAACUCCUACGAGCGCUGAUCCUAUGGUCGCUUGCUUCGUCCGAUGCGAUUCAAGCCAAGAUAAAGGAAUCGUACAAACAGGCGCGCCAUGAUGACGAUCUGAACCAACCACUUUCAGUCCAACCUUGGGGCAGAGAUAGCCUUAAACGCCGGUACUGGCUCAUCGAGGGUCAGGAUGAUACCCACUUCCGACUCUACCGCGAAAGCAACCCAUCUCUGAAGAACGUGACCUGGUGGAGUGUUGCUGGCGACAUUCCGGAGAUGCUGGCCAUUGCCGAUAGAUUACAAGAAGAGAAAAGCGUUCAUUCCAAGAAGCUUAGUGAGCGAAUCCAGGCUGCCAUUCCUCGCUUUGAGGCGUCUGAAGAGAAACGCAGGCGUCGGGACUACCGGCUUGCAAGGAAGGCUGCUUUUGCACGCCCGGAGCUAGGUUUCUCCUUAUACGAAGGCCGCACUCGCGGCAAAAAGCUUAAGUACACAUAUGACGACGAUGAAGAUAUCUUCUCCGAUGAACAGCCGACCAGACGAUCCGCCCGAAAUUCCUCUGCACUGUCUUCAAGCGAACCAGCGCGCCCUCAGUUCACGGCAAGCGGGCGACAAGUUAGGUCCCGAGCUGGCGGCGCCUAUGGAGAGUCGCUUCUGAGUGGACAGCGAGAGGACUCCGAAAAUGAAGAGGACGAAACAGAGAGACCGCAACGGAAUCGUAUGUCGUCUCGUUCGAACGGCUAUUCUGGCUACGACCUGGACGAUUUGGAUGGCGAGUCGGAGGCCAAGUCUGAUGAGAGCGGCAAUGAGUGGGACGGAGGAGAUGAAGACGAGAAUGACUUGGAAGGUGAUGAAGAAGAGGGCGAGGACGUGAGUGGAGAUGAAUCCGUGAUCAACGGAGAGCCUCGAAGCUUGAUGGUUCAUCUCCGAUACAGCAAACCAGGCGCAUUUGAGGUAUCCCAAGGUUCCGAUGAGCCUCCUCCCCCUUCACAGCCUCUUUCAAUGGUCCCUUCAACACCUACGACCGCCAUCGGCACAGCACCCCUGGCUGCCGAUUCAAGAUCUACAGUGGCUCCGGGAGUGGCGACACCGAGCCAAGGAGAGACUUCAUCGGCGUCGCAGCCUGAAGCCCCAAAAACGAACGGGAUGCCGAUGUCUGCCCUGCUGAAUGCUUCGCAGGAUAAUCCCCAGGCGUCAAGCUCAGUCACCCAAGUGAAAGGUCCAACAGAGACCCAGACAAGGCCUCAGGACGAGCGUCGCCCAAAGCCAGCUGACAUUGAAGUUCCGCCAUCCACCUGA
Molecule: messenger RNA, 1773 nt
Organism: Penicillium diatomitis
Lineage: Eukaryota; Fungi; Ascomycota; Eurotiomycetes; Eurotiales; Aspergillaceae
Exons: 5
Coding region: 1-1773 (590 amino acids)
Source: RefSeq, a predicted model, not a curated record